Molecule: messenger RNA, 843 nt
Organism: Aplosporella prunicola CBS 121167
Lineage: Eukaryota; Fungi; Ascomycota; Dothideomycetes; Botryosphaeriales; Aplosporellaceae
Exons: 4
Coding region: 1-843 (280 amino acids)
Source: RefSeq, a predicted model, not a curated record
AUGAGGUGGAAGGGGCAGCGUUGUGUAGUGGAGGAGCAAUCAAAUCUGCUUGACGCGCUUGCGCUUUAUGCCUUUGUGCACUUCGUCAGGCCCUUGUUUCUAGAGCUUUCGCUUCUUGCUAUCAGUCUUCCUGGCCUUGUGCUCCUUUGCCUCAUACUCACUGGCUUUGCGCUCGUCGGUUUCGCGCUUCCACCAGACUUCGAGCCCCUGGCGCGCCUGCUGGGUCAUGGCUCUGAGCCAUCUCCGAGAGACCAUGUCAUCACUUUUGAGUUAUCGUCGGUGAAUCAGACUUAUAUCUUGGCAAGUCUGUGUGACGAACGCCUUCAUCUCCAGCUCCAGGCGAUCACCAUCUUGCCCGCACAUGUCUACUCUGCGUCAUCUUCCUUAUGCAGCGGUGCUAACAAUCAUACAGGCGAAAGCCCAUGUCUGGCUCCAUCGUCAACUACCCUCAGGAGCAGAGCUGUUACAACGCCUGCGGGCUUUGGCGCCCUCGGCAGGAAGAUAGAGACGAUAACCACGCCCUCGGUCUCGGACCGCGACAGCAAACGCUUCUCGGGCGAGGUCAAGCCCUCCAAGCUCUCCCGCCCCGACACCCUGAAGAAGACCAAGAUGGGCUUCACCAACUUUGUCAGCGGCCUGCGCAAGGUCAAGGCAACCAAGGAGCUCGAAACAAACAAGAACAAGUGGCAGCAGUUCAACGCAAUGAGCGAUACUCAACACCGAGUGCAGGUCGACUUUGAAGAUCACAUCGGCAACAAACGUCACACCAUCACGGACUGCUUCUCCUUCUCAACUUCAUGGUAUGCAGGAUCAUCCACAAACCGCUUUAUCUUCUCAAGCUGA